Messenger RNA from Coniosporium apollinis CBS 100218, 2580 nucleotides. RefSeq lists its product as uncharacterized. Gene Ontology annotation, molecular function: zinc ion binding; DNA-binding transcription factor activity, RNA polymerase II-specific; transcription cis-regulatory region binding. Gene Ontology annotation, cellular component: nucleus. Gene Ontology annotation, biological process: regulation of DNA-templated transcription. The coding region runs from base 1 to 2580 and encodes 859 amino acids. The record is from RefSeq and is a predicted model, not a curated record. NCBI's taxonomy places the organism in Eukaryota, Fungi, Ascomycota, Dothideomycetes. The transcript is spliced from 2 exons.
AUGAGUGCCUCCUUGUCGGCCAUUGAUCCUGCCCUCUCCUACGCCCAGCGGCCCCAGCUGCACCAGCAACCCGCGUCGUUUACAGGCACCAGCGCCGUCCAGCAGCCCGCGCCUGACGAUGCCCUGCCGCAGCCAUACUUCCUCCCGCCGGGCGCUCAUCAGCAUCAACCGCUAGCCGGCGCACUGGAUCCCGCGCUCGAAGCCCGCUCCGUCAAGGCCCCUCCACCUGAAGAUACUCCCGACGACCAUGUGGUACCGGCUCUCGAGGAACAACCACACGAUGAGCCGGGCAGUGCACCGGCGAACCCUGCCAGUGAUGCAAAACGUCCUCGAGCGUGCGACUCCUGCCGCGGAUUGAAAGUUCGAUGCGAUCAGGAUCCAAGCCGGCCAGAUGUGCCGUGCAAGAGAUGCGCCAAGGCCAACCGCCUCUGCAUCACCACACCGCCGACAAGGAAGAGGCAGAAGAAGGCGGACAGCCGGGUCGCUGAGCUCGAGAGGAAGAUUGACGCUCUGACGGCUACGCUGGAAGCGCAUAGAGGAGACGGGCCGUCAGAAAGCGGACAAUAUGCGCCAGAUCCUCCGCCAUCCGGACUCCCAUAUGACAGCGUUCACCCACAGCUUCGUCAAGAACCGGGGACCUACAACAACGCCCCACAGGAACCAGUCUGGCCAGACGAGCAAGGGAGGAAUAAACGGCGGAGGCUCGAUAUCGAGGCAAACCAGUCAGCAGAUUAUGCAGAAGACCAGAUCAAGGCCAUGAGGCGCGAGGUGCUCAUGUCUGAGAAUGCAGAAAUCGCAGCGGAAGCCCACGAUUACGGUCGCAGUGCGAGACCCUUCGUUGAUCACUCAAACUUGAUUCGCAAAAUCGAUGAGCUACUCGAUCCGGGGGAGGCCGAGCGUAUAUUUGAUCGCUACGUGCGAGAGGUAUCUCCAUGCUUUCCCGCCGUCCCGUUUCCUCCUAAUACCACCGCGGAGCAGAUCCGAACCAGCAAACCACUGCUGUUCCUCUCAAUCCUGGCGGGGACUUCGUAUGGCAUCAACGUUCGGCCUGAGAUACAGCGAGAGCUGUGGGUCAUGCUGAAUGACGAGUUUGCGAAUGCACUAUGGCGCAAUGCAGAGAAGUCACUUGAGAUAGUCCAAGCACUCCAGGUUGGCGUGCUAUGGUAUCGGCCGCCCUCUGCCUUUGAGCAACACAACUUCUACCAGAUGGCGAACACCGCUGCAGUGAUGGCUCUAGAUCUUGGACUAGGAAAGCGAGUUGUCAGCGGUAGGAAGCAUCCCGGAUCUGGACCUUACCGUCGAUGUCUUCCGCAUCAGGAUAGCGUUGAAGCCCGACGAGCGUGGCUAGUGUGCUACUUUCUGUGCAUGAGUAUCACUAUGGCUCUACGACGUCCGAUUCUGCUACGCUGGACCAAGUACAUGGACGAGUGCAUAAAAGCUCUAGAGACAUCACCUGAUGCCCUGCUCUCUGACCGUGCCCUCUGUCAGCAUGUCCGAACGAUCCACAUCUGCGAAGACGUAUCAGUACAGUUCUCCAUGGACGAUCCGAAUACCGAAAUAUCCAUCUCUGAUGCCAAGGUCCAGUACUCUAUCAAGACCUUUGAGAACCAGCUGAAAGACUUGAGCAAGCACGCGCCGUACGACAGCAUGGUGCCCGUGAUCAAGUAUUCCGAGCACGUUGCCAACCUUUACAUUCACGAGAUUGCGCUGCACCAUAGUUCCAAUCUGGAUUCAUUCGGUGCUGGCUGUCCCCUGUCGGACUCCUUUUCGAAAGGUGAACAGCCCAGCAGAGUCAUUGGUCCUGCUCAUGUUGCGGCGUUGAGCGAGUGCCUCUCCGCUUCGCACGGCAUCCUCGACACCUUUCUUACACUUCCAUACGAAGUUGUGAAUGUCCUCCCCACAGUUUUCUCGGUGCGCGCCAUUUACUCCCUCGUCUGCCUCAUCAAGAUGUGGGUCGCGGUGACCAACCCCGCCAGUGAUAUGGGCACUGUUAUCCGCAAAGAGGACCUGAGGCUUGAGCACUACUUGGGUGCAUUGCGGGCUAUUUUCGGUCGGAUCAAGGAGAGGGAUGAAAUGAGCCCUCACAACAAGUUCGUCUAUGUGGUCGGCAAGCUCAACGACACCUUUACCCAGCUGAAAGAGGGCUUGCCACCUAACACAAAGACGCCGUGGUCCACUAGUCGAGGCCAGGACGCUGGUAAUCCCGCGCAGACUAAACGACGCUCGAAAGGCGCAUACGCACAACAGCAUGGCCAAACGCCCUUGCAUCUACUCAGCGAGGUCGCGACGGUAUCAAACGGCAAUCAACCACCCAGCGGCAAUGAUGCGAGCGUCGGGUCUUAUCUACCACCGCAGACCCAGCAGUCACAGUGGUAUCAGCCGCCCCAGCAGCAACAGCAGCAGCAGGUUGCACCGGUGGAUAUGCAGGGCUAUGACUUUGGUGGUUCGGGGCAGGGGAUGAUGACUGGCUUUGAUUUUAGUCAGCUGGGCAUGAACUUGGAUUUGUUCCAGGGGGACAUUCUUUGGACGUAUCCGGGGGAUCCUUUCGCGAUGCCUACGGGUGAUGGCGGAUUUAUGUAA